Molecule: messenger RNA, 642 nt
Organism: Peronospora matthiolae
Lineage: Eukaryota; Oomycota; Peronosporomycetes; Peronosporales; Peronosporaceae
Source: the annotation of a GenBank genome assembly
AUGUCAUUUGAGCUACCCAAGGUCUCGUACGCAUACAACGCGCUGGAGCCGUUUGUGGACACGGACACGAUGAACAUCCACCACACGAAGCACCACCAGGCUUACGUGAACAACAUCAACAAGUACAUUGCAUCCGACAAGGGCGCUGCUCUCCAGGGCAAGUCGAUCCUUGAAGUCGUGCAGUCGGCCACGGAGGCCCCGGUGCGCAACAAUGGCGGCGGCCACUACAACCACUCGCUCUUCUGGACGUGGAUGACCGCGCCAGGUACGACGAACACGGCCCCGCACGGUGCGCUCAAGACCCGCAUCGACGAAGACUUCGGCUCGCUCGACCAGCUCAAGCAAGAGUUUAACGCGGCGGCGGCAUCGCGCUUUGGUUCUGGCUGGGCCUGGCUUGGUGUCAAGGCCGACGGGAAGCUAGCGAUCACGUCGACGCCUAACCAGGACAAUCCGCUGAUGCCCAGUGUGGACCAGCCACUCAUCCCGAUCCUCGGUCUCGAUGUGUGGGAGCACGCGUACUAUCUCAAGUACCAGAACCGUCGCCCCGAGUACAUCUCGGCGUUCUGGAACGUUGCCAACUGGGACAAGGUCGUUGAAUAUUACGACGACUUCGCAUCCAAGGGCAAGCCCGUGGACGUGUAA